Molecule: messenger RNA, 8732 nt
Organism: Amoebophrya sp. A25
Lineage: Eukaryota; Dinophyceae; Syndiniales; Amoebophryaceae
Source: the annotation of a GenBank genome assembly
GUAGAUUCCAUCUGGCUGUUCGCUAUUUCGGUGUGACAGCAACCUAUUGAUCUGACUCUUCAAAAAUCUCGUCGGUCAUGCUCGUCGGUUCGUCUCCAAACAUUAUCACUAUUUCGUAUGUCAAGAAAAAACAACAGGAUCUGUUCGGAUGUGAGUGUGCCUUCGCUCGCGCUGUGAGAUCUUCACAGCAACGAAACAAUGCUUCAUCCUCCCUAUCCCAGCCUCCUGAAUUCCCCAUCGCCUCCCAAAUAUAGGCCACGACCUAAAUAGAUAUUUGAGGAGCUUUGAUUCAAAUUUUUCUUGUUGACCCUAGUCGUUCAAACUCAAAGUUUUGUUUUGAAAGCAUCAUUGAAGGCUAGUAAUUUGCAUUUUUGUCUUAGAAAAAACCCGAGCACAUUGCCGCAUGCACUAAGUAACACGCGCAUAAAGAAUAUCUGAGCAACUUCACUCAAAAAAUAGCAUGAUGCUUAUUCAUCUCUAUUCCGACACCGACUGAGGUUCUGCUUAUUUUGUACCCACUAGAUUGCUUGGAUUCAGAGUCACUACUUUCUACAUCUUCUCUGAGUUUUAUCGUGCGAAAACCAAAGAUCAUAGUUCUGAAAGCUAGGCCAUCCAAAAAGCGACAAGAUGAAGAGUCACGACAAGUUUACCACACAGUGGUACGGCCCAGUAAGCGUGAAUGGUACAGACGCGCCAUACCAUCCGAGAUCUACUAAGGUACUAGGACACACAUUCUAAAUUUCAGUAAAAACUCGUUUGGUGGAUGUGUUUAUAGUUAACGGAAAGACAAGAACCAGACAAAAAGCUUCACAUAAACACAAGACUAAGGAGCCCCGUGCUUUUUCUUAUUUCUUCCUGCGGUAGACGUUCACAGCACUGACCGAUGACUAAUGCUCGAAAAUGCUGGGCUCUUUCUGGAUGUCCCUUCAUGAAAGAUUGAGAACACUUUCAUGCUGCAUAAUUUUUAGGCCACUGGGCGAAAGAGAAGAGUCAGACGAAGGCAGAAGUGGUAACCUCGUGGGGAGAAACGACGGAUGUUCUAAGAAAAUCAUUUCUUUGUAGAUUAAAAGGAUUUAUUAGCGAGUACGCGUGUUAAAUCCAGAAAACAACAACCAAAUAAGUCAAGGAGAUAAACAACACAAGAUGAGAAUAAUGACGUUGUCGAGCAGGCGCUCGUAAAUUGUUGCCUUCUCUUCUUGUCCUAAGGACUCUGCGUUCUUCACUUCUCCCCAGCUGGCACAGCAAGAACCUCAGGUGGAGGCUCACGCUUCCUUCUAUGCUGUACCAACACGCACUUCUUCCACCUCCGCGCACGUAUAAACUUCAAAACUACUUCCUUGCGAUGCAGAAUACGCCGUAGAUCACGUAAUAGCUCCCAUCUUCCAUCUAGUCGCAGCAACAUGUCAACAGCCCCAGUCUUUCAUACACGCGUACAGGAUAGCCAUAGUGGCAACAGCGGCUAUGGCUACAAAGGAUACGGCAAAGGCGGCAAAGGGGCUGGCUUCCAGAACCAGUACGAGCCUAAACCAUCUGCGGGAUUUGACAACUCCCACUGCAAUGACUACGAGCGCUUCUUUGGCAACAUCGAGUUCUUCUCCUUGAACAAGGAAGGCAGACCGGCGAGAUCUAUGAUCGGAGUCCCCCAGUCAAUGCGUGACGCCUUCCAGAGGAUCCAUCCAGGCUUGGACCACGCUAUCCAUGUUGUUGUCCCACUUCCUGCAAUACGGGAACACUCGCAGGACUUGGCUGAAGUACUUGGCACGGUAGAAGUGCUCUACCAGGAGGAUGGGGAGCGAGCGAGUCGUCUAGUAGAGGAACUCACAGCAGUUGCGCGCAACUUCAGGAUGAGUGAGGGGCUACCAGCUUGGUAUAGCCACAUCAACUGGGAGCGAACGACGAUGAAGGUCGAGAUUGAAGGCAAAGAGAACAACGACAAGGCUACAUCUAGUGGCGGAGAGGACCUCGCUGCUGCGCUCCAACUAGAGAAGGCGAAAGCAGAGAAUCUAGAUAAGCAACUGCGACUCGCUGAACUACAGAAGGACGUGAACAACAAGGGCAACGGUAUGAAUCGGGAACAUAAGAGCAAGAGAGUAGCAACCAGCAACAACGUCUUCGACCAGAAUAAACCACGAGUGGGACUUUUUGCAGGUCUGAAACCAGAAGAACCAGCAGAGAAGUCCUCGAACAAGAGACCAAGAACGAUGAGCAUACUAGAUGAGAUUAUAGACCCACUACCGGAGGAGAUACCAGUAAAGAUCGCUGAGCACGUCCAGGACUUCAGCGAAGGCGUCCGUGGAGGAGCUAUACCGCUCCGAGACCUGUCGAACAAAGCAGCGCGCAACGCCAUCGACAUCGUGGGGAGGAUCAUCACAGAUACGCUCGGGACUAAUACCUGGAUGGAGUCUGAUCGCGUGCUCUACAAUAAGAGUCUGAAUGCGCUCCGGUUUGCAUGGCUGAACUACACCGAAGCACCCAGUCACCCGGAGUUCACAGAGGGGCCAGAAACUCUCACGAGCCUCGUCGAGGGGGUUGCCAAGGAGAUCGCCGAGAACCUAGUACUACCAAACGACACCCUCUGGAAGGAGUUUCAGAACAAGUACGGGUGGACUGGUGAUGGCACGAUCUACCAGACGUUCUACGAGUCUCUCAUUAUCCUCAAUCUGACCUCGCAGACCCGUAUCGCAACCAAGGCGAAGACUGACGCAGUGGAAGAUGGUUUAUAGGAGGUGGAAUAGUGGCGGGUUCUUCUUAGUUGUUCCGCAAUACAACUAUGGAGGUAAAGACUAGCUUUACUUCAUGCACAGUCACAAGUCUUAUCUUCGUCGGGGAGGAAGCGCAAUGUCCCUUGCCGUACAGUUUCUGCGGUUCGGCUUGCUGCAUGAAGAGGGACGGCAUAAGCAUAAGCAUACAACUUUGGCCAUCUUCUUUUUACAACAUAUAGUACCUGGGGUAUCCCCUCGCCUUUCUUAAAAGAGUACCCCAGAACAAGCAACAAAUGGAAGUUGGGAGCUAACGGAGAAAUCAUGAUGAUGAGUAGAAGUAGAAUAAAGAUAGAACAAGAAGCAAGGACGUAUAACAACUUUCGUGACAAUGAGAUUGUGGUGGAGUUCUUUGCUGGAUCCUCUGAAGUAAUUUCUUUUCUUGACAGUCUCGGGAAAGCUGUCGAACACUACCGCAGGAACACGAAGGCACUACAAGAUCUCUAUGAAGUAAAAACCUGUCUAGCAGCGUGGGCCUUCGAACGAACCAAGAACUACGGCCUCUGCGCAAGGUGUGGAAGAGGUGUUACUGGUUUCCACAGUAAGAAGCCUUGUCGCUGUAUUAUCAGCGUGGUGAAGAGAGGGCACACCUUCUUCUACGGCCACCAGAAAGAAUGGACAGGACAACCAGAAGCACGGGCGCGACAGUUUGACUUUACGGAUGGCAGAGUCUGCGAAGAGAUCCGGCCGGUCUCUUUCUUAAAGAGAUUCCGAGACGCCUUGUUUGAUGUCGAUGAGUGUCUCGCGCUGAACCUCCUACAGAACGCGGGCACCAGGUACGCUGAGAGAUUAAUGGAGAAAGUACACAUCUGCCGCAGAGUUAGUGGAAUAGAGCUGGAGACAGACGACGACACCCAUGUUGUUUACCUUGCAUGGCGACCCUUCACGAAGUCGACUUAUGUAGGCAUAACAACACAGACGAAAGCAGAGCGAACGUUAACACAUUGGACAGGUAAGGGAGCGGAAGAACGAGCGAGCCGAGCUUCCUCAAGAUUCCACCGCAAGGCGGUGUACUCUUAUCUCUUUAUCGCUAUCAUGCGCGCACCCGUCAAGAGCCGCUACAAUUUACAGGCAGCAGAGAUCCUCCUCAUGAACUGGCUCCACGCGACAGAGAAUACGCAGGGGAUGAUCGCCGCAAGGAGGAGUAAAGAGGAUGCUGCUGUAGUGAGGACAGUCAUCAUCAACAACAGGAAAAGGACACAGUUCAAGGCGACGAGAAUGCGAGACAAUGGGGGGGAACAUGAUAGGCGGCCCAUCUCUGAUAAGACUCCGAAACAGGCUUUCCACAUCCUCUGCUCUAAGAAUCUGGACGGCGUCAUCAACAGUAGGAUAAAGAUGGUCCUCGAAUGUUCCAGACAAAUCGGACUGAAAGCACACACCGCAGCGAAUCUCGAGAAUAUGGACCCGAGAGCGCGCACCAGACUCUACUACCUUGCCCGGAACACCUUGGACGUUGGUAAGUUCUACAUUUUCAAGGCUAACAUGAAGGACUUUGCAGGAGCGUCGACAGUUGUGUGCACAGUUAAGCUCUACAACACGGCACCGAUAGCCAUAUCUAGUCUAGUCAAAUACUUCAGUCCCAUGAUCAAACACGACCCCAAGAAGAAACUCGAGCCAUAUGUUGCCAUCCGCAUCAAACGACGAUCGAGCUCAAGAUUUUUAGACAUCUUCGGAACAAAGCAAGAAGAGUGGCACACGACAGCAGCCCGCAGGCGUUUCUACGGGGAGCCCCUACAUUGUGCGCGCAGUCUGUUACUUAGGAGAUACCCGGGCGUGACUUCCCUUGACGGACAUAUCUUAUGCGAGCCUAUAUCUUCGGGCUUUCACUUGAUACGACAGGAGAAGGGAGGCCAAGACUGGAAUCGCGUAGGACGAUUCGCGCCAACACUAGAGGAGGAGGCGCGUGCAAUCACUGCGGCCAGAAAGGCUUUCAGUAAACUAGAUAUUGUCAGGAGGUGUGGGGGAAUGACUGACGACAAGCGACUCGCUUACGCCGGGCGCGACUGGGGAACAUUUGAGGAGAAAUAUGCUAACGCCAAUGACGUAACUGAACAGGCCAAGGAGCUAGCAGCACACUGCUACACUGGUGACAUCGACAAAGGACGCUUCCCAUUCUUCGCGUGUAAUGUCUUAAUGGAGCGGAUAAUGGCGGGACACACUUCGGAGGAUUACACGGCUCUCAAGGGAUGGCACGGACUAGAGAGCUACGACAUUUUCCGCACACAUAUCGACGACGCGGACGCUUUUUUCAACUUAGCUAACGAGAAUGCAGGCGAAUGGGAUGAGGAGCGCAAUAGAUGGAAGCGGCCACCGAAAUCGCUGACAAACCAGUGGAGAGGUAGGAAGCGUCACAGAUGGCCAUUCUUGAGGAUCAUGAUCAAGCAGAGGCUCUUCGCCUCAUUAAAACCAGGAGCGAGAAUGAAGACGACUGACCUGCCAGGGGGUGUGAUACCAUACCGACCAAUCACGUCUUACGCGAAGCAUAUCUAUGGGAGGUGGUUCUCUUCAGUAGCGAGGAUUAUACGGUCGAUCUUUGGGACGCUCUAUGACGCUUAUCUAUUCAGGACACAGCAGGAGAUCAUCAUGAGCCUUCACGACGCCAACAGACGCUGGCGGGCGAUGACAGAGGAAGAGAGGAAGAGACACAUCCUACAGCUCGAAACCGGAGACCUGAAGGAUUUCUUCACGAAGUGUAGCACGCGCGACGCUAUCAAGGAGAUCCGUCGGCGCAUAGAGAGCAUCGAGCGACAGGGAUUCAAAUACUUUCUAGUGGAACGGGGCAACACAUUUACCAAGCGCGUCCGUCUGCACAAAGACUCGCUUUUUGGUCAGCGAUAUGUGACGAAAUCUUCCACACAUACUGGGAAGCCAGUCACGCGGGACCUUUACCGACAGGCCUGGGACAAACCGAGGAGGCGCGUCACCUAUGCGAAGAAGAAACCGGAAGGGGAGGACUACUGGCAUUUCCGCAUUGAUUUGGUACUUCGCUGCGUGGAGCUAGAUUGUAAUUUUGGAGUGGUGCGCUCAAUGGGAGAAGUUCUUGUUCAGACCGGAGGCGGGCCCAUGGGCAGCCCUCUAAUGGUAGAGAUAUCCAACAUCUAUGGCCUCGUACAUGAAAAGAAGAAAGUGCAACACGCAUACCGCGGCAAGCUGAUACAUAAGAGAUACAUCGAUGGCCUACUUCUCGUUGCGAUAAUCAGAAGAGAAGACGAGCCCAAUACUUUGAUCCCUGACUUCUACCCUGGCUGCCGUCUUAAAACGACGACCAGUGACGGCGAGUAUUGUGGCAUCCGUUGGACGGUAACAGAAGCAGGAGUCUCAACCUGUGCAGCACCACCGAAGUCACAUACUCCAUCUAGAUCUUUCAUUAGCGAGAAACUACGGAGGGGCAUCGGAUAUGGACGGCGGUGCUACGAGGCGUUUUUGCGCGUGGACGGACUUGCGUAACACUUGGCAGCGACCUCGGAUGUUAUGGCCUCUCAACUCUAACUAGAUGCUGAGCAGACGCGGAGCGACUGGCGCAACACUGCCCCUUUAGCGGGGGCUUUUUACCGAGGCCUUGGAAUUUAUUGACUCGAUGUCACUUGAUGCCCCUUCUGCUACCGGUAGCACGAUGUCGAUCGCUUGUGGAGCUGUUCUUUUCUCGAGUAAUCUAUACUCGCACACGAGACGAGACCUUCUUGGUCUAGAAAGAGCUUGAAAAUGACCGCGGUCAAAAAUCUGAACAGUGGACUGGUCUGGCGGAUGUGUUUAUAGUUAACAGAAUGACAAGAACCAGACGAAAAGUGAAAGAUAAACACAAGCUUGGCGCCUUUGUUCUAACGUUCUAAAUUUCAGUAAAAACUCGUUUGGUGGAUGUGUUUAUAGUUAACGGAAAGACAAGAACCAGACAAAAAGCUUCACAUAAACACAAGACUAAGGAGCCCCGUGCUUUUUCUUAUUUCUUCCUGCGGUAGACGUUCACAGCACUGACCGAUGACUAAUGCUCGAAAAUGCUGGGCUCUUUCUGGAUGUCCCUUCAUGAAAGAUUGAGAACACUUUCAUGCUGCAUAAUUUUUAGGCCACUGGGCGAAAGAGAAGAGUCAGACGAAGGCAGAAGUGGUAACCUCGUGGGGAGAAACGACGGAUGUUCUAAGGAAGUCAUUUCUUUGUAGAUGAUGAUACGACGAGCAGCAUGACUAUCCUAGAAACAUGACUCACCCCCACACUCUUGUCAUCAAGGCAUGACUCACGCACAUCAACAUGAACCAGCCCUAUCCCCCCAUUGUCCAGGUAAUCGAUGUAUCACGCAGUUACAUACCUCUGCACAGCAGGAAAUCUUUGCGGGACUAUCUAGAUCAAACCCUGCCACCAAAUGCAUCAGCGCCAUGGCUCGAAAGGAGGAGUCAAUCCUUAGAAGUGCAGUCGAGACGGUGUUUUGUUAAGGCAGGUUACCUUUUUUUACUGAGAGAAGUUACUCGAAAACUGAAAAUAGCCGAGUUACUCACUCAAAUAAGGGAGGUAGCUUCAAAAGGCUCCUGGCCUUCCUUCAUUAUCUCGGUUAUUCUCGUCUUUUGCUUGCGAAUUUUAGUUUAUCGAAUAGCAAGAAUGCCGAUAGUUGUUGUAGGUUCAUCGAUCGGAUGGAGUUUUCGUUUUGUUUUUGCAGCUAUAUAUAACGAAACAUCAUCUAGGUACUAAUACUAUUUAUAUUACUACUCGCACUGUCAUUAAAAACCAUAGAAAUCUCUAAUCUCCCCAACACAUGGAGCGAAGGCUGGUUUCAGCGUGGACCGAUUAUUAGGAGGGAAACGCCAGAAAUAACGGCUGCAGGCCAACCUAGUGGAAUGCCGGUUCCACUCAACAGCAUGGAGAAAUUUGGUAUUCUUUACUACAACUAGCUCUCUAUACUUCUAGCUGGUAUGGUGUCACUAGUAACAAGUACAACUUCAUCUUCAACAACAUCUUGUUUUUGUUGCUGGAAGUGGAUCCAACACCAAACUGUGUUAGUACUAGUAAGUUUUUGUCGCUGGAAAUGGAUCCAACACCAAUCUGAAACUACAACUGUUCUACCAAAUAACAGAAGACUUGCUUCUUACUUUAUAAUAUCUCAAAUCUCACCGCCAGGCACAGUAAUCCCCAACUGGCCGGGUCGUAUCGAAGGCGAAAGGAAUAUGGGACCCUUCACGCAAGUGAGCGGUAACAACCAGUCAGGCGCGUUCAUGACGCGGUUUCGAACUAUGAAAUACGACUCGAGGUACACCAUGUACGACGUGCCUAGGAGGCACUGUCCCUCCGACUACACUGGCUUCCCACGCAGAUACAUCACCGGAGAAGGAUACACUAAAUUCGGGCAGGAUAGCCUCACUUUGUAGGUAGGAUAGGGCUUCUAGAACUAGAAAUUUUUCGGGGAUACGAGGACGAGGUGCAGCUGACUAACUACAACAUGUCAUAAACUUGUCCCUCGUGGUAUAGAGUUGUGAAAUCUGAAAUUUAUGAACGAACUUGUUGAAGUAAGCUGUGUCUCUGUGUUAAUGUAUUUCUUGGAUCAUGCUGGGAAGGAAACAAGCCAGUGAAAUUUAAAAGCAUCAUGAUGUCAACUACACUGACACACUUCUUGUACACAUAGAAAAAUGUACUAGCUAAGUUGUAAUACUCAAAAAUAGGGCUUUCUUUGGUGAUAACAAUCCAGACUUCUUAUACUAAAUUUCUUGUUGUAGGCUAAUGUCAAUCCAAAACAGAAGUAGUUCUUGUAUAUAUUUUUCGUAAGAUCAUAAUGUUCAUCUUUUUCAGCAUCUUGUAAUUGUUUUGUAUUGUUUCUUCUUGCACUAAGGAUACAUUUUCUUGGGUGAAAAGCCAAAACAUUCAUUUUGAUCGUCUUUGAGCCUGACUUGUAACAACUUGUAACAGAAAUUGUCUGGUGGGUAAAAAUCUGAAUAUAGGCUGUACAACUACAAUCAAUGAAACCGAAUCUUCAAGUUCACACUCUCUCAGUAU